CAGUUUUGUAAUGUCAAUAUUGUCAUAUUUGUAAUGUGUUUUUUUUUUACAUUUGUUAUGGUUAAGAUUUACUGAUAAUAAAAUAAACACUUUCCAUUUUCUUCUAACAUAAUAAUGUCAUUUAACGUUGAUUGGGAUGUUGAUAAAUAUAAAGAAGACCAUGAGAAUGACGAGCAAUGGAAUUUACGAAAGGCAUUCAUGGAACGGUGGAAACACGAUUAUCCCGAAGAAAGACUUAUCUGUCUUUCCCGGGUGUUAACUAAUAUGGAGUUCCUGGGAUGUCGAUAUCCUCCAGAAGUAAUGCACGAGGUCGCAGGUCUUUCACAAGAGAUAGCAAAAUCCUAUAGAAUGUCAAAGAAAACUAAAUUACAAAGGGCAUUUGUAUCAGCAUCCACAAUGGCUGAAGAUAGAGCAAAAGGUAUCAAACGUGUAAGAGGUGUCAUAGAAGAUAGAAGUCCUGCAAAAUCAGCUAAAAUUGAAUUUGUACCAGCUAGCAAAGAAAGAGAUGAAUGUACACCAAAAGAAAAAGAAGGAAUGAUAAAUUCAGAAAAUAAAAGUAGAAUUGACUUUGUACCAAUGGGUAAAGCAAGUUUUACAUCACCAGUCCCUGAUGAUUCUGGAAAAGAUUACCAAAGUGACAAAGAAAUACCUGAAAAAGAAAGUAUAAUUUCAAAGACAAUUGACAGAAAUUAUUAUUUGGGAGAUAUGAUGGCAUUGAAAUGUUUGGAUGUAAGGUAUUUUAAAGAGCCCAUGUUUCAUACAGAAUAUGGGAGAAUGGUUAUGUUAAUACGGCCCUGGGCAGACAAAUUAUGGAACAUACAAGCUAGUUGCCAGGCUUGCAAUAUUCCUGUAAAUAUUUUAUAUGAAGACUAUUGGUGUACUCUGAAGAUAAACGGGAAAGUGGUGGCACGUGCCAAGGAUUACGUUAAAAGUGAAGCCAAACUGGCUGUGGGGAAGACAGCAUGGAAAGUAUUACGUGAGCAAAUGGUGUGUUUACUGGUCAAAGAACAAUGGAUAGCCCACGGCGACUCCCGUAUCAGUGUGAGCGAGGUGUCCGCACGCACCGCGGCAGAGGACGCGUUUGGCACACCUGUCGAGAACAAUGUCGCUAUGAAAAUGAUGCAAAUGAUGGGCUGGAAGGGCGGUGGCCUGGGUGCCGAUGCGCAGGGUAUAGCAGAACCAAUCAGACCAAAUCUGCAAAUGGUGAACCGUGCAGGUCUGGGCAGCAACUCUACGGACGAGCGCCAGCUGCGUCGCGCUGCGCACGCGCUGAUGCGGCGCUACAUCGCGUCAGACACGCUGGACCUGGACCUGGUGUUCAGCAGCGACUUCAGCAAGGAGGAGCGCGCCGUGCUGCACGUGUGCGCCAAGCGCGCCGGCCUCACCUCGCGCAGCUACGGCGAGAAGGAUAAGGACAGAUUUCUAGUGGUUAGAAAAAAGCUGGAUCCAUUUUCACUAGUACGCGCUGUCGUGGAAAAGGGUGGCGUCACACCAAAAUAUCAAGUUUUUAUACCAGAGGCACUCAACAGUAAUAAUUAAAUAUGAAUGACUGAAUAAGUUAAGGAACUAUUUUGUUUUGGGUAUAUAAUACUCAAGAAUAAAUACAAUUUACAGUCAUA
Manduca sexta (tobacco hornworm) is the source of this 1619-nucleotide messenger RNA. RefSeq lists its product as uncharacterized. NCBI's taxonomy places the organism in Eukaryota, Metazoa, Arthropoda, Insecta, Lepidoptera, Sphingidae. Gene Ontology annotation, molecular function: nucleic acid binding. Bases 115 to 1539 code for a protein of 474 amino acids. The record is from RefSeq and is a predicted model, not a curated record. The transcript has 7 exons.